Messenger RNA from Acanthopagrus latus (yellowfin seabream), 2118 nucleotides. RefSeq names its product cytochrome P450 1A1 (gene cyp1a). Lineage: Eukaryota; Metazoa; Chordata; Actinopteri; Spariformes; Sparidae. Gene Ontology annotation, biological process: progesterone metabolic process; hormone biosynthetic process. Gene Ontology annotation, molecular function: iron ion binding; oxidoreductase activity, acting on paired donors, with incorporation or reduction of molecular oxygen, reduced flavin or flavoprotein as one donor, and incorporation of one atom of oxygen; steroid 17-alpha-monooxygenase activity. The record is from RefSeq and is a predicted model, not a curated record. The transcript is spliced from 7 exons. The coding region runs from base 171 to 1736 and encodes 521 amino acids.
UCUGUUUUGGGACAUCAAGAGUAAAACUCGGACAAUAAGUUUUACUACACGAUACUUCUGACUGGGACCACACUGCUGCACUCCUGCACUGCAUCCAUUCCACCGUCUGACCCAAAGGUUGAGCACAAGCUAGAAAAGAAACGAAGAGAAAAAAAAAAGAAGCUGUCAUCAUGGCGCUGAUGAUAUUGCCAUUCAUUGGACCGGUGUCGGUGUCGGAGAGUUUGGUGGCCAUGAUAACCAUGUGUCUGGUCUACAUGAUCCUCAAGUUUUUCCGCACUGAGAUUCCCGAGGGGCUUCGUCAGCUGCCCGGACCGAAGCCUCUGCCCAUCAUUGGAAAUGUGAUUGAGGUGGGAAGAAAUCCUUACCUGAGUCUCACUGCCAUGAGCAAGCGCUACGGCGACGUCUUCCAGAUCCAGAUUGGCAUGCGUCCCGUCGUCGUGUUGAGUGGCAGUGAAACAGUCCGACAGGCUCUCAUCAAGCAAGGGGAAGAGUUUGCCGGCAGGCCCGACCUGUACAGCUUCAGGUUCAUCAACAAUGGCAAGAGUCUGGCCUUCAGUACCGACCAGGCCGGCGUCUGGCGUGCCCGCAGGAAGCUGGCCUACAGCGCCCUGCGCUCCUUCGCCACCUUGGAAGGAACGACACCAGAGUACUCGUGUGCGCUGGAGGAACACGUCAGCAAAGAGGCAGAGUACCUGGUCAAACAGUUCAACACUGUCAUGGAGACCGAUGGCAGCUUCGACCCCUUCCGCCACAUUGUCGUCUCCGUUGCUAACGUGAUCUGCGGCAUGUGCUUCGGCCGACGCUACGACCACAACAACCAGGAGCUGCUCAACUUGGUGAAUCUCAGCGAUGAGUUCGGCCAGGUGGUGGCCAGCGGUAACCCUGCAGACUUCAUCCCUAUUCUUCAGUACCUGCCCAGCACAGCAAUGAAGAAGUUUUUGAACAUCAACGACCGCUUCAACGCCUUUGUGCAAAAGAUCGUCAGCGAGCACUACAACACCUUUAACAAGGACAACAUUCGGGACAUCACAGACUCCCUCAUUGAUCAUUGUGAGGACAGGAAGCUGGAUGAGAACUCCAAUGUCCAGAUGUCAGAUGAGAAGGUUGUAGGAAUCGUCAAUGACCUGUUUGGAGCUGGUUUUGACACCAUCUCCACUGCCCUAUCUUGGUCUGUGAUGUACUUGGUUGCAUACCCAGAGAUACAGGAAAGGCUUCAUCAAGAGAUAAAGGAAACUGUGGGCCUGGAUCGCACACCUUGUCUCUCUGACAGACUCAACUUACCCUUCCUGGAAGCCUUCAUCCUGGAAAUCUUUCGCCAUUCUUCAUUCCUGCCCUUCACCAUCCCUCACUGCUCGACAAAAGACACAUCUCUGAACGGCUACUUCAUUCCCAAAGACACCUGUGUCUUCAUCAAUCAGUGGCAGAUCAACCAUGAUCCUGAGCUGUGGAAAGAUCCGUCUUCCUUCAACCCAGACCGCUUCCUGAAUGCUGACGGCACCGAGGUCAACAGGCUAGAGGGGGAGAAGAUGAUGGUGUUCGGCAUGGGAAAACGACGCUGCAUCGGAGAGGUCAUUGCACGACACGAAGUCUUCCUCUUCUUGGCGGUCCUCGUCCAGAAUCUGCGGUUCCACGCGAUGCCCGGCGAGCCACUGGACAUGACCCCAGAAUACGGUCUCACAAUGAAGCACAAACGCUGCCACCUGAGAGCUGCGAUGCGAGCGAAGAACGAGGAGUGAAGCUGUUUGGAAUGUGCAAUGUAUGACUCAGUAUGUGCAAGUUGACUCUAACACUGUCACAGUGAGCUAAAGAGUCGGUUAAAGAAGCUAAAUUUGUAUCCCAAAAUGUGAUUUUUACGUGCAUAUCAAGAUAUUUGUAUUUUUUAUGUGCCUAGCGUUUGUAUAUAUUUGAGGUGAAAAAUUGUUUUAUGUGCAUCUAUCUGAAAUAUCAGGACACCAAAAGAGUUCCAGUGAUUUAUUUUGUUUUUUGCAAUAUAUUUGAAGGCUAUACAUCUUUUUUUUUUUUUUAUAUAUAUAUAUAUAUAUUUCUAUCUCCACUGUACCAAUGAUUGUAUAUAACAUGUAAGGACAAAUCAGCCUCGCAAAUAAAAGUUAUAAAAUA